Messenger RNA from Entrophospora sp. SA101, 342 nucleotides. Lineage: Eukaryota; Fungi; Glomeromycota; Glomeromycetes; Entrophosporales; Entrophosporaceae. The record is from the annotation of a GenBank genome assembly.
AUGGGGGAUAAUUUAUCAUUUGAUCUGCUAAAAGAUAUUUACAUCAAUUCUGGGAUAAUGGGAUUAGAAAAUUUGUGUAAAUUAGCAGCUGAUCAAUUGGUAAAUUUGAUAAAUUAUGAUAAUUGGGAUCAAGUAUUAAAAGUUGCUUGGGAUUCAGAUAUUUUGUCUAGUAAAUUACAAUUAAAGAAAUCAGCUUUAGAUUUUGUACAUGGUAAUUGGUCAAUUAUAAGAAAUACUGAAAAUAUGAAACAAUUAUUAGCUUCUGCAACUAUAGAAUGUAUAGAAGAACUAAUGGAAACCAAAAUAUUUGGAAACAUCGAGCAUUUAUCCGAUAGCUUUUGA